This is a messenger RNA of Blepharisma stoltei, 2669 nucleotides long. The record is from the annotation of a GenBank genome assembly. Lineage: Eukaryota; Ciliophora; Heterotrichea; Heterotrichida; Blepharismidae.
AUGGACGAACGCAAAUUUCUCUCUGGAACAUUGAGCAUUCCUCAUCCGAGGUCCUCCUUCAGAAGCAUCACAACUGCAGUAAAUAACCAUUUGGAAGAAGAAGCAGCCAAGAAAAGCUUCAACUCUCUGCCCAAGCUCCCAGAUGGGCAACGGCUUGGUAUAUAUAGCCUUUUUGCUGUAUAUGCCAAUUCGAGCGACAUCAAUGUGAAUAUUCCUAUAACAUUAAUCCGAGUGGACAACGCUGGAUCUCUUUACCUGCUGAAAACAGACGAAAAUGGGACAAUUGUCUCGAGAGCAUGCUCUGAUAAUGACUUCUUUUACCCUAAUGGGAACAUGAAAAAAGCGAAAAGUGAGAUCUAUUUUUAUAAAACUUUAUACCGAGAAAGCCAUGUCCUGAACUCGAGAGAAAGUGCAGAGCUCUUUUGGAAGCAGUCCAAAGACUGGCCAGCAAUGAUACAGUGCUGCGUUCAAUGCAAAUCCAAACCGACUUCAGUUACAAGAGCUGUCUGGAGGGCAGGCGUGAAAACCAGGUAUUGUACAAUAAUAAACCGUCAGCAAGUCAGCGACUCCAAAGCCAAAAAGUCGUCUCCCAACCUGUACCAAAAGAAAAAGAGUUUGUCUAUUUUAGGUGAUUUUAAGUACACUAAUAUGAUUCUCAAAACCUCAAGAUCAGUUAAUAAUCCAUUCAAAGUCAACUUAACAGGACGAGCAAGUGUUAAUGAAAAACCCAAAUUCGAAAGAACGAUGACAAUGAAAAACAAGGACAACCGAAAUGCUGAUAAGGAUUCCCCCCCUCAUUUGUCCAAUUUUCUAGUCUUUUUAUCAUUUGUCUAUUUUUUCUAGUUUUUUUUAUAGGAAAAAAAAAAUUUUUUUAGGACCUCAUUUGUCCAAUUUUCUAGUCAAAAUUUUGAUAGAAAAAAAAAAAUUUCAGGACCUCAAUUGUCUCAUUUUCUAGUUUUUUUACAGUACAACACUAAAAUUUAGGACACUCGAAAAAUCCAAAAAUGACUAGAAAAUGGGACAAAUCAUUUUUGACUAGAUUUUUGGGACAAAUGAGGUCCUGAAAAUUUUUUUUUCUUACUCCCCCCCCUUUAAAUUGAAACAAAAAAUUUUGUUUCAAUUUAAAGGGGGGUUAAGAAAAUUUUUUUAUAUAAAAAAUUUAUAUAUAAAAAGUUUUUCAGAGAUAAAAUUUUAUAGAAAAUAAAUUAUAUAAAUUUAAAGAGACAAUAAAUUGAGUAAAUUAUAUUUAUAACAAUUGGACAAAAAUAGAGUUUAAUUUCUAAAUCUUAUAUGUUUGAAGCAUAUUAUAUAGGGGUAUUAACGUAUUUACAUAUAAAAUAAUGAUUUUUACCUAUAAAAUUUUUCUAUUAUAAUAAAAUUUUUUGUUUCAAUUUAAAGGGGGGGUAAUUUCCCAAAAAAGUAGGAAUUUUUACCUAUAUUUUGUUUCAAUUUAAAGGGGGGGGGAGUUAGAAAAAAAAAACUAGAAAAUUGGACAAAUGAGGGGGGGGAUCCUUACAAAGGAGCAUCAUCAUGGGCUCAUUGUCAAUACACGAGCUGCAGAAAGUAUUCUUGUUGUGGAUGACCCAAUCAAGGCUGGUGGCCUAGAUCCCAUUGUGGCGGAGAUUAUUGAUUUUUUGAAUAUCAAUAUUUAUAAAAACCAAGAAUUAAAAGGAAUUGUGCUUGACUUCGUCCAUGAUAAGGAUAAUAGAUGGGUCCUUUUGGACUGCAAAGAGAUUUCUACUCACAACCGUUCUCCGUCAAUCACCAGCACUAAAAAAUUCCAGUCAAUAAGCCAGACUAGUAGGUCUCGUCUUGGCUCAGAACCUGAAACCGUUUCUACAAGCAGCCGAAAAAGUUCAGAAAGUUCGCCAUUAAAGUAUAGGUCUUCACAACUAACUAUAAAUGCAUCAGAAGAAAAGCAAGCUUGCCCAUUUGUGAUUCGGUCUCCUCGUCCUCCUCCAAGCCCUGUCAGCAACUCUGCCCAAGGACUUGUCGAUAGAUGGAAUCGGGUGAAUCAGAAACUUGAGCUUAUAUUAAACCUGAAGCCUUCAAACGAAAUUAAAAAUGCAAACAUCGAAGAGCAAAGCAUCAAGGCUUAUAGCACAAGAUAUAUCCUAAAAAAUUCAGUAGCUGAGACUGGAGAGCAGUCAACUGAAAGCGAAAGGUCAGCUCCAUCUCCUCCCCAUAUGUCUCAUCCAACCUCUAAUGCUUUGUGGACAGACGAGAACAAUGAUCAUAUUAACAGAUGCUUUACAGACGCCAUCGGCAGAAUUGAAGAAAUGAACAUGAACACAGAACUUUUAAAAGUGAAGAGCCAAAAUCUAGUCUUAAAGUACGGAGGCGAUACCUUUUGGAAUAGCUUUAUUCAAAGCUUAUAUAAAAAAGUGAUGUUUGAGUCCACACUCAAGAGAUAUUUCACAAGGUCAAACAUAGACAUGAUCAUGAAUGGGAUGAAUAAAGUUUUUAACGGAUGCGCAACUUUGCAGUUUAGGAGGAAAAUUAAAGCUGCUCAUCAGAAUAUGGGGAUUCCAGAGAGAGACUUUUCUAUAUAUUCAGCACUUUUUGAGGAUACUCUGAAUGAGUUUAAUAUUGAAGAGAGAGAUAAGAGUAUGAUAAUGUCGCAGAUUAAGUCUAUGAAGUGCUUGAUUUGCCAAACUCCGAAUCAAUAA